AUGGGGCGUGGAAGUGGGCGGGUUCCGGGGCUUGCGGGGAGGAAGUUGGGGUUCAAUCUGCCUGCAAGUGCCAGUAAAUGCCAGCCCAACUGCCCCAAGGCUCAAGCUAAUCAUGCCAGUGAGAGCGCCAGCGCCAGUAAUAGCAAUGGUAAUAUUCUUCAUGGCCAGCCUAUACCCACUACAGUACGAAGUACAAUACUAAUAGCCCCCAGCACAACACGAGGAGUCCCAGGACCCCAAGCACAAGCUCUUUUGCGGGGAGAAAUAACGGCUGAUCCUGUGCAGUUUCUGACAGGCAGUAGUGGAUCCACCGGUCCACAGCAUACGCGGCCUCACAACUCUACUCCGUACACCUUGACAAGACGCCGAAGUGCAAAGGAAGCUGCGUGCGACUUCACAAAGCUCCCGCCGCUUAAGCCACCGAACUGUCAACAUCUCCGGAAUCAGCAAUGUGAAAUUAAGUGGCUGGGCCAUGACAAAGUCCCAAGGGACCAAGGCUUAUCAGUAUAUUACUGCCUGCGAGCGCUACAUACCACCUGCGCCAGAGCAGAUGGCCCGACUCCCGACACGUUUGUGCAAAGUUUAGGCAAAGUCCCCACAGAGCCACAGGCGCCCAGUCGUGUGGAAGAGUUGGACAGCGCUCUCCAGCCAAAAGGAGCCAAGCCGGACUACGGCUUGGAGGUGCAGAUGCCAAGGCGCGCCCGCUUAUAUACUGGCAAGUUGUUUGCGCUCGCUCGCACGGAGGAACUCGUUCUCUUACGGAGCACUCGGUGCUUCACACGCCGACUGGGGCAUGCCCGAGGAUGUGCCGGCUAUAAGUCGGCCAGUGUGUCAGAGAAAUACUGA
Molecule: messenger RNA, 846 nt
Organism: Venustampulla echinocandica
Lineage: Eukaryota; Fungi; Ascomycota; Leotiomycetes; Helotiales; Pleuroascaceae
Exons: 2
Coding region: 1-846 (281 amino acids)
Source: RefSeq, a predicted model, not a curated record